AUGGUAGACUCAAUUGUUUUGGUGAGUUUAGUACUUGUUGUGGUACUCAGAGUGAUACAAUGGGUUUCCCAUUAUAAAGACUACGUGAUAGACUCAAUUUGGUCGAAGCCCGGAGCUUUAAAACUGCGCGAGUUGUCUCGCAAGCUCCAUGGUCUCAAGACAGAACAGAGAUCUAUCAGCGCUCAGGACGAGUACGCGAGAUGGACCAAGCUGAAUAGGCAGAUAUUACAGCUCGAAACACAGGUCAAAGAUGCGCAACAACAACUGAAACAGAUGCGACAAACCGGAGAAAAAUCGCUUUCGAGACUGCGUCUGGUGAUGCUGACAGCGCCGUUGCUGCUGCUCAGGUUUUGGAAGGGCAAAACAGUCGUUUUCAGCGUGCCUCAGGGCAUGUUUCCCCGUUUCGUCGAGACCGUUUUGUCGCAGGGCUGGGCUGCAAUGGCAUUGGCGCCCGUGAGAUACGUGUGGGCGCCAGGCGCUUUCAAACCGUUGCAAAUUGAGACGCCAGUGUGUCUUGGGAUUUGGAUCUGGGCGCUCACCAGGGUUCUUGACACCGUGGAAUUCGUGGCUCGUAGCUUGACUGCUUGA
Molecule: messenger RNA, 588 nt
Organism: Lachancea meyersii CBS 8951
Lineage: Eukaryota; Fungi; Ascomycota; Saccharomycetes; Saccharomycetales; Saccharomycetaceae
Source: the annotation of a GenBank genome assembly